AUGUCGGAUUCCACUACUCCUCUCAUGAGUUUGAAGGUACUCAUUUUAGCAGGAAUUUUCCUCGUCAUCGUGAUAAUCAUCGUGCUUCUGAUAUUCCUGUGCUUUCGCGGUAGCCGAAGCUGCAAGAAACGGAAGAUGUUACCGAAGCUACACAGCUCCGGCACUACUCCUUUAGUUUCGAAGGAGAUCGCGGUGGUUAGGGAGAUUGACCUCACGCGCUCCACUGAAAAACAGACGCGGAUUGAGAUUAUUGAAGAUGGUGAUGAUGGUUCGAAGAAGGAGGCAGAUAUGAAGGUUGAAAUUGGAGUGGUUAGGAAAAGUGACGUGUCGUGUGGGACCUACAUGCAGGAGGAUCCAAACAUAGGGUGGGGUCGGUGGUAUAGUUUGAAGGAAGUGGAAAUUGCGACACGUGGAUUUGCGGAAGGGAAUGUGAUUGGUGAAGGAGGGUAUGGAGUUGUUUAUAGAGGUGUUUUGCAAGAUGGUUCUGUUGUUGCAGUCAAGAAUCUUCACAACAACAAGGGUGAAGCUGAGAAGGAAUUUAAAGUGGAGGUUGAAGCCAUUGGCAAAGUAAGGCAUAAGAAUUUGGUUCGUUUAGUAGGAUAUUCUGCCGAAGGGGCUAGAAGGAUGCUUGUUUAUGAAUAUGUUGAGAAUGGAAAUUUGGAGCAUUGGCUGCAUGGUAAUGUAGGACCAGUUAGUCCCUUGACAUGGGAGAUUCGAAUCAAGAUUGCGAUUGGGACUGCGAAAGGGCUAGCCUAUUUGCAUGAAGGCUUAGAACCCAAAGUUGUGCACAGAGAUAUAAAAUCCAGUAACAUCCUUUUGGAUAAAAACUGGAAUGCGAAAGUUUCAGAUUUUGGACUUGCCAAGCUCUUAGGUUCUGAGAAAACUCAUGUAACAACACGCGUAAUGGGAACAUUUGGGUAUGUUUCCCCUGAGUAUGCAAGCACAGGUAUGCUUAAUGAGCGUAGCGAUGUUUAUAGUUUUGGAGUUCUACUCAUGGAAAUAAUCACGGGAAGAAGCCCUAUUGAUUAUUCAAAACCACCCGGAGAGAUGAAUUUGGUUGAUUGGUUUAAGGCAAUGGUAGCAAGUCGUCGCAGCGAUGAACUAGUUGAUCCUUUGAUUGAGAUUCCACCUUCUCCAAGAUCUCUGAAGAGAGUUUUACUGAUUUGCCUACGCUGCAUAGACUUGGAUGUCAUCAAGCGACCGAAGAUGGGUCAAAUUGUUCAUAUGCUUGAGUCAGACGAUUUCCCCUUUCGUUCUGUAAGCUAA
Messenger RNA from Lathyrus sativus (Indian pea), 1266 nucleotides. The record is from the annotation of a GenBank genome assembly. Lineage: Eukaryota; Viridiplantae; Streptophyta; Magnoliopsida; Fabales; Fabaceae.